This is a messenger RNA of Caenorhabditis elegans, 453 nucleotides long. RefSeq lists its product as uncharacterized. NCBI's taxonomy places the organism in Eukaryota, Metazoa, Nematoda, Chromadorea, Rhabditida, Rhabditidae. The transcript has a single exon. The record is from RefSeq and is marked reviewed. Bases 1 to 453 code for a protein of 150 amino acids.
AUGAUGAUUAUCCCACAGCUCGUCUGUCUCUCAAUGAUAUUCAUCCUUGAAACGUCGCAAGCUCCUGAUGCAGCCGCCUUGCAGAAGACAUUCAACAACAGCAGUGCACAAAUGAAAGCAAACUUCGACAAGAAUGCAGCAGAGAGUAAGGAAAAUUUUGAGAAGAAAAAAGAUGAAAUGGAGAAAGAUUUCAAUAAAACAAAGGAGGAAAAUGAAAAAAAAGCGAAAGAGGAUAAGAAGAAAGCGGAAGGUUUCAUCGAAUCUAUCCUGGCAUUCGGAGUUGGUACGAUUGUGUUGACCGUUCUUCUGUGCGUCGGAGGUUCUUUGGCUGCAGGCCUUGUCACGUAUUUCAUUAUUCGCGGACGCAAGAGGGACAAGGAGAUUGAGGCAGAAAUCGUUGCCGCGUCUACAAUGGGAACAGUUGGAGCGGCUACCACCGGUGGGGAGAAAUGA